Molecule: messenger RNA, 1308 nt
Organism: Rodentolepis nana
Lineage: Eukaryota; Metazoa; Platyhelminthes; Cestoda; Cyclophyllidea; Hymenolepididae
Source: the annotation of a GenBank genome assembly
AUGGUUGCUCAGGAGUUUCUUGCCCAACUCGACAAGUUACACUUUGUCGAUAGCUCAAAUCUACACGAUUUCGCUGAUCGUUGUGCUUACCUUCUCUCGUUUGUGGUCUUGUUUAUUUGCUUCACGAUUGUGACCCUCAAAUCUUAUGUUUUUGAGCCUCUAUCCUGCUAUACAGCCACCACGUUCUCCGGGUCCAAUAUGAUUGCUUAUAUCAAUGCAUUCUGCUGGGUGAAUGGCACGGUUCCAGCAGAUGUGAAUACAAAAAAAAUAGACGAUCCCGUCUACUGGGAUUAUCUUGAAUCCAAGAAAGUCAAUUACUAUCAAUGGGUAUCCCUUGUAUUGGCUCUCCAAGCCAUUAUGUGCUACCUUCCAUCUCUCUUCUGGGAGGCUCUAACAUUCAAUCGUAUUGGAUCUAACCUAACUUUCUACAUUGAAUCCGCUCAGAGUGCCGCUAGGGACUCGGGAGCUAGUCGCAAGAAUAAGGUAGAGUUUUUAGCUUCAGCGCUGGAUACUCUCUUCUAUGCCAGACGUGAAAUUGAAUAUAGUCCAAAAAGGAAUAUUUGUAAUCGCCUUCUGAAGUUCAUACGUGAACUUCUCCCACAUAAGCGUCUGGGCCGCGCUCUCUGCGCCUACUACAUGGUCAUCAAAUUCCUCUACUUGGCAAACGCUGUUGGACAGAUCCUUAUCAUGGAGAGCUUCCUCGGAAUGACCGGGGAGUACAGAUUUUUUGGAUAUAAGGUUCUCAGUGAUCUUUGGAAUGGUCGCUACUGGCAGGAGUCAUUAGUGUUUCCACGUGUCGGCUAUUGCCGUGUACCCAUCAAACUUGUUGGAAAACCUAUCCCAACUGUUGUCGCUCAAUGCACAAUGCCUAUCAAUAUGCUGAAUGAAAAGGUUUACAUCUUCCUUUGGUUCUGGUUUGUUGGUGUAGCUUCACUAGAAGUGGCGAGUAUUUCAAUUUGGAUUUUCCGAUUGUGUGUUCGCAAACGACGUGUUCGAUCACUAAUCCGAUACCUGAAGAUUGCCGAGGCAUAUGAGCAGAACAUGAAAGACUCUAUUGUUCGUUUUGAAAAUGACUGCCUACGUCCCGAUGGUUCAUUCCUUCUAUACAUGCUGAGGCUUAAUGCCGGUGAUAUAAUUACAAAUGAGAUUCUUCAGGCUCUCUUUGAACGGUUCCUCCGCAAUGAGAAAGCACUUGCAGCCAAAAAGAUUCAAGAUAGUGUCAAUGUCAUUUCCUCAAAUCCAAAUCAAAAUAUGCUCAUAGAUGAAAAAGCUGCUGACAUGAGUGCCGUAAAACAACGUUUCGUAUGA